Limanda limanda (common dab) is the source of this 801-nucleotide messenger RNA. RefSeq names its product neuronal acetylcholine receptor subunit beta-4-like. Gene Ontology annotation, biological process: monoatomic ion transport. Gene Ontology annotation, cellular component: membrane. Gene Ontology annotation, molecular function: protein binding. NCBI's taxonomy places the organism in Eukaryota, Metazoa, Chordata, Actinopteri, Pleuronectiformes, Pleuronectidae. The record is from RefSeq and is a predicted model, not a curated record. Bases 1 to 801 code for a protein of 266 amino acids. The transcript is spliced from 8 exons.
AUGGAUCUGAUCUCAACAAAACAGGAUUACAGAGAGGUUCCCGGCCGCAGGUACGAGCGUUUCUACGACCACCCUGGUGCUGAGGAGGAGGACACUCUACUACGGACUCAACUUCUCAUCCCCUGCGUCCUCAUCUCCACCCUCGCUCUCCUCGUCUUCCUGCUGCCGGCCGACUCCGGAGAGAAGAUCUCUCUGGGUGUCACCGUGUUGCUCUCUCUGACGCUCUUCAUGCUGCUCGUGGCUGAGAUCAUGACGUCAGACUCGGUUCCUCUGAUCGCUCAGUACUUUGCCACCACCAUGGUGAUCGUGGGUCUGUCUGUCAUCGCCACGGUUCUGGUUUUGCAGUAUCAUCACCACGACCCUGAUGGAGGACACAUGCCACAAAGAUCUGGAAUCUCCUCGUGUUUCCAAGUUGACGUCUUCGUCUUCUACGUGUUGUAUCACUGCAGUCUGUCAGAGAUCAGCUGUUCUUCUCUGGCUUCAGCUCUGAGCUCAAACCCCUCUCAUCUGAGAGAACUGGAUCUGAGCUGGAACAAGCUGUACGUCUCAGGAAUGAAGGAGCUUUGUGGUUUUCUACAGAGUCCAACCUGUCGACUGAAGACUCUGAGGUUGUGGAACUGCAGUCUGUCAGAGAUCAGCUGUUCUUCUCUGGCUUCAGCUCUGAGGUCAAACCCCUCUCAUCUGAGAGAACUGGAUCUGAGUGACAACAAGCUGCAGGACUCAGGAGUGAAGGAGCUGUGUGGUUUUCUACAGAGUCCAACCUGUCGACUGGAGACACUGAGGUCAGAGGUCAUGUUAUAA